Molecule: messenger RNA, 1500 nt
Organism: Prunus armeniaca (apricot)
Lineage: Eukaryota; Viridiplantae; Streptophyta; Magnoliopsida; Rosales; Rosaceae
Source: the annotation of a GenBank genome assembly
AUGGUAGAGAGACAGUCAGCCUCCAUGUCUUCUGACUCAGAGGUAAUUCUCUGUCUUCUUCCAUCAGUCUUAGCUCUGUUCCUCUUCCUCAUUCUCAUCAGAAGGAAGCAGCAGCAAACACGACUUCAUCUCCCACCAGGCAACAUGGGGUGGCCUUUUCUUGGUGAAACACUAGGCUAUUUGAAGCCUUACUCUGCUACCUCCACAGGCCAGUUCAUGGAGCAACAUAUCUCAAGGUAUGGAAAAAUCUACAAGUCCAAUCUGUUUGGUGAGCCAACCAUAGUCUCAGCAGAUGCAGGGCUCAACAGGUUCAUAUUGCAAAAUGAAGGGAGAUUGUUUGAAUGCAGCUACCCAAGAAGCAUAGGUGGAAUUCUUGGGAAAUGGUCUAUGUUGGUUUUAGUUGGUGACAUGCAUAGAGACAUGAGGAUGAUAUCUCUCAAUUUCUUAAGCCAUGCCAGGCUCAGAACCCAUUUGAUGAGAGAAGUUGAAAAACACACUCUGCUUGUUUUGAGCAGCUGGAAAGAGAAUUCUGUUUUUUCAGCUCAAGAUGAAGCUAAGAAGUUCACAUUCAAUUUGAUGGCCAAACAUAUCAUGAGCUUAGAUCCUGGAAAACCAGAGACUGAGCAGCUGAAGAAAUUGUAUGUUACUUUCAUGAAAGGUGUGGUUUCUGCUCCAGUCAAUUUACCAGGAACAGCUUACCGAAAAGCCUUGCAGUCAAGAUCAACCAUUCUGAAGUUUAUAGAGAGCAAAAUGGAAGAAAGAUUAAAGGAGGGAGCAGAAAAUAUAGAUGAAGAUGAUCUUCUUGGAUGGGUUUUGAAGCAUUCCAAUCUCUCCAAAGAGCAGAUUCUUGACUUGAUAUUGAGCUUGCUCUUUGCUGGCCAUGAAACAUCCUCAGUGGCCAUAGCUUUAGCCAUAUACUUCUUACCAGGCUGUCCUAAUGCAAUUCAACAGUUAAGGGAAGAACACACAGAAAUUGCCAGAGCCAAGAAACAAGCAGGGGAGACAGAGUUGAAUUGGGAUGACUACAAGAAAAUGGAGUUCACUCAAUGUGUUAUCAGUGAGACACUUCGGCUUGGAAAUGUAGUGAGGUUUUUACACAGAAAGGCUUUGAAGGAUGUUAGGUACAAAGGUUAUGACAUUCCAUGUGGAUGGAAAGUGCUUCCGGUCAUUGCAGCCGUGCAUUUGGAUCCUUUACUUUUUGACCAGCCUCAACACUUCAAUCCAUGGAGAUGGCAGCAGAAUAACAACAGUGGAGCAUCUUCAUCAUCUUACACGAGCAUGACAAGCAGCAACUUUAUGCCAUUUGGGGGAGGACCACGACUUUGCGCUGGCUCAGAACUGGCCAAACUUGAAAUGGCGGUUUUCAUCCACCAUCUGGUCCUCAACUUCCACUGGGACUUAGAAGACGAUUUGGAUCAACCUUUUGCCUUCCCUUUUGUCGAUUUUCAAAAUGGCCUACCAAUCACAGCCCGGAGGCACCAAAACCAAUCUCAUAUAUAA